GGCAACUCUGAAAGACAGAUGCCCUUUUAAAUUAAUACUGUAACUUAUUGUGGGGAAAAGAAAAGAAAAGAAAAGAAAGAACAGCUUGUUCCGAGAGUCAACAUAUUGUGAAGGCAGACCCUUUAAAGCAGAAGGUACAGUUCUGUUGACACUGAAGACGCCUCGGAGUGUGUGCGUGUGUGUACUGGAAAUCGCUGACAUUUCAAAUGGAUCGCAUGGAACUGAAAAAAGUCAACAUAGAACUUAAUGAGGAGAGCAACAGUGGCGAAAGCACUGAAGAUACUUACACCGACAUGGGAGAUCCAGAGAAGGCCACUAUUAGCAGUCAGUUUGUAGGUGAUGAUGCAGAAAGUCAGAAGUUCCUCACCAAUGGCUUUCUGGGUAAAAAGAAGCUGGAAAAUUAUGCAGAUGAAUACAAUCCAGGAAAUAUUUCAUUUGGGAUAUCGGCAUUUAACUUGAGCAACGCCAUCAUGGGCAGUGGCAUCUUGGGGUUGUCCUAUGCCAUGGCCAACACUGGAAUUGUACUUUUCAUAAUCUUACUGUUCAGUGUAGCCAUCAUGUCACUCUAUUCAGUUCAUCUACUUCUGAAGACAUCCAAAGAAGGAGGCUCACUAAUAUAUGAAAAAUUAGGUGAAAAAGCAUUUGGAUGGCCUGGAAAAAUCAGUGCUUUUAUCUCUCUCACAAUGCAAAAUAUUGGAGCAAUGUCAAGCUACCUCUUUAUUAUUAAAUAUGAACUUCCAGAAGUUAUCAGAGCAUUUCUGGGGCUUGAAGAGAAUUCUGGGGAAUGGUAUCUAAAUGGCAACUACCUCAUCAUAUUUGUGAGCAUUGGAGUUAUUCUUCCACUUUCACUUCUGAAGAACUUAGGGUAUCUUGGCUAUACAAGUGGAUUUUCGCUUACUUGCAUGUUGUUCUUUCUGAGUGUGGUAAUCUACAAGAAGUCCCAAAUACCCUGUCCACUCCCACUGCUGGACAACAAUGUGGGUAACUGGUCCUCCAACAACACCACAGUCCCAGUCCAUAUAAUGAUGCUACCCAACAAUUCUACUAAUUCAGAGCUGAAUUUUAUGAUGGACAGCACCUACAAGCAGUAUUCAUCAAGUAUUGAAGAAACCAAAGAUAGGCUUCAUCAAAGUGGGGUCGAAUAUGAGGCACAUGGAGAGGACAACGACAAGUGCCAACCUAAAUAUUUUGUGUUUAAUUCACGGACGGCCUACACAAUACCAAUCCUGGCGUUUGCAUUUGUGUGUCACCCUGAAGUGCUUCCCAUUUACAGUGAACUGAAAAACCGGUCUCGGAGACGAAUGCAAAAUGUUUCCAACGUCUCCAUCACUGGGAUGCUAAUCAUGUAUUUAUUUGCUGCCCUGUUUGGCUAUCUUACUUUCUAUGGAGAAGUUGAAGAUGAGCUGCUUCAUACAUAUGCUAAAGUGUAUACUUUUGACUCGCUGCUUUUGUUGGUUCGCUUGGCAGUGCUUGUGGCUGUGACCUUGACUGUACCCAUCGUCCUGUUCCCAAUACGGACAUCAGUUACUACACUGUUGUUCCCCAGAAGACCAUUCAGUUGGACAAGGCACUUCUUAAUCGCUACAGUUAUCCUUGCAUUUAAUAAUCUCUUGGUGAUUUUUGUCCCUACUAUUAAAGACAUCUUUGGAUUUAUAGGUGCGUCUGCUGCCACAAUGUUGAUUUUUAUUCUUCCUGCUGCCUUUUAUCUUCGGCUUGUCAAAAAAGAGCCCUUGAGAUCCCCUCAGAAGAUUGGAGCCCUGACUUUCCUCAUUGUUGGUGUUAUCUUUAUGAUUGGCAGCUUAACUCUAAUUCUCAUGGACUGGAUUUACAACCCUCCCGGUUCCAAUCAGCAUUAAUCUGGAAGAAAACAGAAUAUAUUUUUGUUCUUUUCCACUGGAAAAGUUGGAAUGCCAUCAUUCAGAGGAGAAAGGGGCAGGGGAAAGACUGUUGAGACAAAGGACAUUACUUCUAGUCAAUAACUACAAGAUUCCAAAGACUUUGCUUGUAUAUCGCUAGGAGAAACCUGUGGAAAUUUAAAGCACCCUUUAAUAAGGGGUUAUUAUUUAUGUAUUGGAGCUUGUGCCAAACGUCUCUGGCCAGGUGGGGAUUAAAAUUUGUGUGCUGGAAGAUGCACACAACAAGAUAUGUAAAUAGUCCUCGACACAGACUGUUACUGUUAUUGUUUUGAUAACCACACUUUCCAGAUUACUGGAAUACAAGGUAGCUGUAGAGAUGUUAACUUAGUGCCUUUAAAAUUUACCUGUGAGUUAUUUUAUUACAUAAUAUAUUGUAUCCUAUUUGGGAAAAAGUGUCUAGGAUAUUUAUCAGUUGUCCAAAGCUGAGAUCCUCAAAAUCUCAAGUACAGUUGCUAAACCAACAUGUAUAUAUGUAUGCAUAGUGUACAUACAGAGACACAUAAGGGAACAGGGAACAGAUAAAAGAAUUGUUCUUAAAUGGUUAUCCAUAAGGUUAAUAAAUACAAUCAAAUCUAGAUUUAGAAACCAGUUAUUAUGAGCACCGACUUUUCUAAGUAUUUUAUAUGUUGAGCAAGAAAUUGUAACAAAAUGUUGACUACAGGAAUGACCACCAUCAACCGACAACUGACGUGUCCCUCUGAGAAGGUGACAGAUGUUGGUAGUAAAAAUUAGCUAUGCCAAUAAAUUCUUUCUAGUCAUUUGUGACUCAGAACUUCCCCAGUUGGCAGUUGGGUGGCCAGAAGGAAAAUGAAACUUUACCUAGUCAGUUAGUAAAGCUGGACCCACUGUUCAGUGCAUUCAUAGCCAAAAAAUUGUUUUUAGAAUCACUGUGAAUUGAUACGCCUGUUAACAAUAUUGAAAAUGGUCUCCUCAGGUGUAAUUACAAUCCCAGAUGUAAUAUUUAGAAGCACUCAGAGUCUAGAAAUUACUUUUAAAAAGUAGACGGUAGCAAUGAUAACUCCCAAGGACCAGCUGGAUGUUUUUCAUGCAGCAGCACAAGGCCACCGUACCAGCCAGCACUUGAACCUUGUUAUAUAUUUCUCCUUCAACAUUUAGUGAAACCACACUUUAUAAUGUAAAGGUAACUAAAAAGUUACCGUUGCAUUAUAAAAUCUGUGGUUAUCCCUAUUACAAUAUCUGUGGCUAUCCCUUGAUAAGUUACAAUCACCAUGUGAUAUAAUUAUUACCAUAGUUCUUGGGGGGCGGGGAAGGAAUCUAUUACAAGUAAUUAAUGAUUUGUUCCUAGUUACUUGCAUGUUCUAGAAGCACUUGUAUAAUAUCUGUGAUCAUCAGGUUGAGAACCUUUGUGCUGCUUCAGGUAAUCCUGGCGGAGAACUAGAACCCUUAACAUGAUGAUGACAGUCCCAUGAUUAGCACAUGCAGCCUUCCCCAGUGGAAUCCUGUCCAGAUUACUUGGACCUAACUCCUCUUAAUUGGUCAUUUUAGCUAUGCCUGAUAGGAGUUGCAAGCUAAAAUAUUUGGAGAGCACCAUCUUGUGAAAUAUUUGGAAAAUGCUUCACGAGCUUGCCAAUGGGAUUUUGAUGGGAUUCCUACAGUGCGCAAUAUCAGAGCUUGGAAAAUUACUUUUUAAAGUAAUAAGUUACAGUUUAAUUCCAAGGCUGUCAACAUGUAAUUCAUUGUCUUUUUACUUUUAAAAAGUAUGAGCCAGCACUUGAACCCUAUGAUAUUCAUCCUCCACUGUUUAAUGACACCACAUCCAUGUUGCUGCAGAAGUAAAUUUAAAAGUUAUAGUGAUAUCACUGAUGGUUGGUACUCUCUCUGUGUUAAGUUACAAUUGAAACACAGGAUAAUUUUACCUUCAGUUUGGAAAAGAUAAUUAAUUACAAGCAGUUAGUUAUUUCUGACUAGCCCCAGGCCAAAAUCACUCUGAAGCCUUACCUUGUAAACAUAUUUCUGCUUUGAUCUAGGAUAUUGAACAAGCUGGGUCCCUGUUUGUAAUUUGUCUUCCACUAAAACUCAGAUGGAUGUAAGGAAACAAGAAGGAAUGUGAAAGCACACUAACCAGUAUUGUUAAUGCAUUUUUCUUUGAUAAAACAGUCAGUGCAGGAAACUGUGAUCAUUGCUGGAUAUGUACUAUAUAAGUACUUAUGUAUAUAAUUUUUUUCUCUGUCCAAUGCUCCUGUAUGAUAGAAUGUUUGAUUUUUAUAUAUCUAUUUGUGCAGAUAUUGUUUCAUGGUCACAAGGUUCAUACCAUUUUUGGGUGGGGGAAGAGUUGGUUUUUUGGUGGGCUUCAAAAUGUCCAUUUGGCAUAUCAGUGCUCGGAAUUCAUCUGUGAAAGUCUCUAGAAGGUUACCAAAAUGGAGUGAGAUGGUCAGGUUUUCUGAAGUCCAUUACAACAAUAAACUUCAAGAAUUCAAGGUU
Pogona vitticeps (central bearded dragon) is the source of this 4358-nucleotide messenger RNA. RefSeq names its product solute carrier family 38 member 4 (gene SLC38A4). Gene Ontology annotation, cellular component: plasma membrane. NCBI's taxonomy places the organism in Eukaryota, Metazoa, Chordata, Lepidosauria, Squamata, Agamidae. Gene Ontology annotation, biological process: amino acid transmembrane transport. The record is from RefSeq and is a predicted model, not a curated record. Gene Ontology annotation, molecular function: L-amino acid transmembrane transporter activity.